GAUACACAUGCAAGUGUUAAAGUAGUAUAUCAUCUUAACUAAAUGGUAAUGGAUUUAUUAACUGGGUGAUUACAAAUGAAAAAAAGACAUCGUUAUGUCUUCAAUUAAGAAGAAGGUUAAUCGUUAAAGGAUAUUUUUAUUAAAAUUGUAUUUUAAAUAGUGACAAAGUUGUUACACUCAUUUAUAAAGGGUAUGAACAUUUAUGAAAACAUUUUAAAAUAAACUGACAAAAUGGUAAGUAAAUUACCUCAAGAGUUUAGGAGGUACCAACGUAAUCGAAAUAACUUAAGGCUUAUUCUUGAUGAAACUCGAAGAGCAUUAGGAGUUAUUAAUACUGAAAACAUUUUUCCUGGAGAAGAUAUUGUUGAGGAGUUAUUGCCUCCAUUAACAUUAGAUAGAAUUACUAAUAUUUUAUCAAAUUCUCCUGCCAUUGUUAUUUUUGGGCAGGACAGUAAAUCAAAAGCAACAUUAGUUAACAGUUUGAUUUCUAAUGAUGUUUUACCGGUAUCUAAUGGACUUUGGCGAUGGAUUAAGUUCACUCAUGGACAAAUAAACCAUGUUAGUCUCACAUUAGGCUUAGAGUAUGAAGUAGUUGAAAAUUUACAAGCUAAUGAGAAACCAUGGAGUACCCUUCCAAUUGAGGACUUAACAAGGUCUGGGGGUGAAGAUAUAAAUUGUCCAACAGUACUUGAAGUUAAACUUGAUCAACCGAUACUAAAAGAUGGUGUUCAAAUAUUUGUUGCACCAAAUAAUGGGGCAGUAAAAGUUCUUGCCAAAGGACUAUUAUCUAUUUUACCAAUAUUUCUUUAUGCUCUGGGUGACCAACCUUUGACAGAAGAAAAUAUUGAAGAAUUAAGGGAUUUGAAAGAAACAUAUCCUUUUAAUCCUGUACUUUUUAUAUCAUCAUUAGGAAAUAUUACAUUGGCUAGUAUUGAUGCUGAAUUGACUGAAUCUGAACAGCAUAGAUUGCAAAAUCGAUUAAAUCCUAAUGAUUCUGUGUCAAAUAAAAAUGAUGACAGUAUUGAUUUUGACAAAAUGAAUUCGCUUGGCAUAACAUGGCUGGAUCAGUUGACAAACUUGGGUUUUCUCGGUAUGGAAGAAUCUGUUGAAGUUGAUCAACUGGCUUGGUUGGGUGGUGGACAAUAUGUUAAUUCUAGCGACUUGUUGGAUUCAUGCAAAAAGACAGAUAGAAUUUUAUAUUUUGUUCAUGGAUGUUUGCAAACCUAUCUUAUUAAUGCUAGCACUUCCUUAAAUGAAGUACAUACAACUAGUCUACGAAAGUUUAUUUUAAGUACUUUUGAUAUGGCACGUAAAAUUCAAAUAACUCCAAGAAGAAUACAGUAUGCCCAGUUGAAAGAAAGUGAAUUAUAUAUUAGUUUAAUGACACUUGUUAAUGAAAACCAACAGGAAUUAACCGAAUUAAUACAAGCUAUUGUGCAAGAGAUGAAGGAUGAUGUAUUAUUAUUAGACAAUGAUGUAUGUUCAUAUCAGAGCAUUCCUUUUAAUGAUACAGAGAGGGCAGAAUGGUCUGCAACUAUUAGAGCUACAAUUUCUGAACUUCAGCGAGUGGUGCUUGGUCGCUUAGGUGAAAAAGUUGCCAAGCAACUUAUAAAUUCAGUCAAUUGCUUGCGUGAGACAUUUGUUGGUACAUUGCAACGAUGUUUACUAAGUCUUGAAAAAACAUGCGAACGUGAUUCUUGUUUACUAGCAAGUGAUGCUUUAAAGCAAAUACUUUCAGCCGCAUAUAAUGUCGAGUUACAUAAUUCUUCACCAUCUUUAAUACAUUCUUUCUUGGAAAGAAUAAGACAACUUUUUAAAUCCUUACCUUUGCCAUGGUCGUCAACGCCGACUUUAGACGCUGCUUGGAGAAGGAAAGUUACUAUCGACAUACUGAAUUCAUUAUCAGCUGCAAAGCUAGCUAGAACAAUAUCUACUCAGUUCAGAGAUAAACUUAAGGCCUCGCAUGAUUCGUUUCAAGCAGCUCUCAGAUCUUUAGAAAAUUAUUAUUCUGGAAAAUUAGAGAGAACAGAAGAACAAAGAAUAGCUAUCAGAAAGUGUCAUGCUCCCAGAUUGGCUAAAUUAGCAUUAGAAUCAACAUCAAUGACAGAUGUUGUUCGUUAUGGAACCCCUCAUUGUGGUAAAGAAAUUGGGCGUGGUCAAUAUGGAGUAGUAUUUGCUUGCGAUGGAUGGGGUGGUGCUCCAGGUCCCUGUGCAGUUAAAUCAGUUGUUCCACCAGAUGAAAGGCAUUGGAAUGAUCUAGCAAUGGAGUUUUACUAUACCAGAUCUAUUCCAGAUCACAAAAGAAUAGUAAAACUCAGAGGAUCAGUUAUAGAUCUAUCUUAUGGUGGAGGAUAUGGUCUUGGAUCUGCAGUUCUUUUAAUAUCUGAUCGUUUAAGUCGCGAUUUAUAUUGUGGAAUACGUGCUGGUUUAUCUUGGUUAGAACGUAUACAAAUAGCAAUAGAUGUUUUAGAAGGAAUACGUUAUCUUCAUUCACAAGGACUUGUUCAUCGAGAUAUUAAGUUGAAAAAUGUACUUCUUGAUACAGAAAACAGGGCAAAAUUAACUGAUCUUGGGUUCUGUAUCACAGAAGCUAUGAUGUCAGGGAGCAUUGUUGGAACACCUGUCCAUAUGGCACCAGAACUUCUCUCUGGUCAUUACGAUAGUAGCGUCGAUGUAUACGCAUUUGGAAUUUUAUUUUGGUAUAUAUGCGCAGGACAUGUAAGGUUACCAUAUGCUUUUGAGCAGUUUCAUAAUAAAGAACAAUUGUGGACUAGUGUAAAGAAAGGUGUACGACCUGAACGAUUAUCUAAUUUUUACGACGAAUGUUGGAAAUUAAUGGAACAAUGCUGGUCCGGAGAACCGUCUAAACGGCCUUUGCUCGGAGCAAUUAUACCGGUCUUAGAAUCGAUUCAGCAGAAAGCAGAAAGAGGCAAGUCCUUACAACAGCUCACCACUGUGAAGCUACAAGAAAGUUCAUCACACUUGAAAAAUCCUGCAUUAGCAUUAGCAGAACCUUAUAAUCAGAGAGGUUGUGUAAUCAGUCCACUUCCUGUAAAGCGCAAGCCAUUAAGAACAGUAAAACAUCCUGUGUUUCACAUUACUAAUCUAUUUCAAGCAAGUCUAUGCUCUAAUUUAUAUGUUCAAAUGCGAGAAUUCUAAAAAUGUUUCACGCUCUUUGUUUUUAAUUUAUAACUUGAAAAAGAUUCGAUUAUAUUUAAAAGAU
Colletes gigas is the source of this 3223-nucleotide messenger RNA. RefSeq names its product dual serine/threonine and tyrosine protein kinase-like (gene Ripk5). The record is from RefSeq and is a predicted model, not a curated record. Bases 232 to 3159 code for a protein of 975 amino acids. NCBI's taxonomy places the organism in Eukaryota, Metazoa, Arthropoda, Insecta, Hymenoptera, Colletidae. Gene Ontology annotation, molecular function: ATP binding; protein kinase activity. Gene Ontology annotation, biological process: protein phosphorylation. The transcript is spliced from 5 exons.